CUCAAGUACUCGACAAUCUUACGAAAACCAAAAAUAUAGAAACUAACCUAACAAGCUAAGAUCUACAUUACUUAGUCGACAAUACUCAGUGCACUGCAUUUUCAUUUAUUGCUACUUCUUAUGAAUUGAAAACCCUAGUCACUCACAGUUACACUCUCAUUCUCGCCUCUUCUUCAAUCGCCUCUCACCUCUUCUUCUUCAACUAUCGCCUCUCGCCUCCAUUCUCAAUCGCAAGUGGGUUCAAUAGAAAUUGCUUUUGGAAGUUUUUGUAUUUUGACUAAAGGAGGAGCUAGGACUAUAUGCUAUGCCAGUGAGAACACUCAUGGAGAAGAGGGUCUUAUAGCUCCUUAUCUACUAUUCUAGUGCUUUUAUACCAAUCCAUCUAUGAUGAUGUCAAGUAACUCUUCUCUUGUUAAUUCAUUCCCUUGUAAUAGAGCACUUUGAAAUAUUUAAACCACAUUAUAUCACUUUGUAUCCAGGCAGGCCCUAAAAAGUUAAUGCGAAGUAUUUAGCUAAGGCAAAGAUUUAGAACAAUUGGCAGCUGUGAAAUGAAUGCUUCACCAAUAUGCGACACCAUUACAAUCUGCACAACUCUCUUGUUUCACCAUUACUAGCAUUCACCAAUUAUCACCCACUUCCAAGAUUAGUUCAGCUCAUACACAACUAUAUAUUUAUUCAACCCUUAAACUCUCCUGAUGCUCAAUCAAUCGAAAACACCCCAUUUGUCCCAGCAGUCAUCAGAAAUAACAGCUCAAAACCCUACAUAUCAAAUUUCUCUCUUGAUAGCAAAAGGGUGGUUGAAGAUUUGAUUUCUAUUUUCACUCACAGAAGUUUUGAUCCCAACAACCAAGAACUGAGUCAGCUCGGUUCUAAACUCACCCCUGAGAUUGUUGAAACCGUGUUAAAGGGGAUCAGAAAUUGGAGAAUUGCUUACAAAUUUUUUAAUUGGGCAAAAUUUCAAAAUGGAUAUGUGCACAAUUGCUAUACUUACAAUGCUAUGGCAUCAAUCCUAUCAGGUGCUCGACAAAAUGCCCUAAUGAAAGCUUUGGCUUUAGACUUGAUUGAUAAUGGACGUUUUAUAAGUCCUGGUGCAUUGGGUUUUUUUAUUAGGUGUUUGGGUAAAGUAAGAUUAGUGGAAGAAGCUAAUGUGUUAUUUGAUCAUGUUAGGGAGAUGGGUAUCUGUAUUCCUAAUAGUUAUAGCUAUAAUUGUUUGUUAGAGACUAUAGCAAAGUCGAGUAUGAGCUAUUUAGCUGAGAAGAGGUUGAAUGAAAUGCGCAAUUUUGGGUUGAUUGUUGAUAAGUACACUAUGACUCCUCUACUGCAGAUUUACUGCAAUGCUAGAGAGUUUGAGAAGAGUUUGAUUGUUUUCAAUCAAAUGCUUGAAAAGGGUUGGGUUGACUCCCAUGUUCUGUCGAUUUUAGUUGUGUCUUUCAGUAAGGGGGGAGAAGUGGAUAAGGCUUUUGAGUUGAUUGAAAAGAUGGAAGAUUGGAACUUGACAUUGAAUGAAAAGACAUUUUAUGUACUAAUACAUGGGUUUGUAUCUGAUUGUAAUGUUGAUAAGGCCCUUCAGCUAUUUGACAGAAUGCACAGAACCGGAUUUUCUGCUGACAUUGGCGUCUACGAUGUACUGAUUAGAGGUCUUUGCAAACAUAAAGAGCCUCUUAGAGCUAUGCAAUUGUACUCAGAAAUGAAAAAUUGUGGGAUAUUUCCUGAUGCUGGUAUACUCACGGAGCUUAUAUCAUCUGUCGGAGAAGAGGUAAUGGCACAAUUACUUGAGGAAAACGGAGAUUGUUUUGAUGAUGAGUUAGUGAAAUUGCUUUACAAUUCUGUUUUGAAUGGUCUUGUUCGCAUUGGUCUCAUUGAUAGAGCCCUUGACCUGGUGAAAAUGAUGAUGGAGGAAAAACAUCAAUGUGGUAGCAGGUUAGAAAAGUUUUUCAAGCUUAAAGGAAUUAAUUGCUUGGAUUCAUCUUCUUUCAGUAUUAUAAUAAAUGUUUUAUGCCAAAAUAGUAGAUUGGAUGAAGCAUUACAGCUCUUUGGGUCAAUGGAUAAAUUUUGUUGUCAAAAGGAUACAUUACUUUAUAACAAUCUUCUUGAUGCUUUAAGCAAGGCUGACAGAAUACUUGACAGUCUUCACCUGUUGGGAGAGAUGAAACAGUCUGGGAUCAAGCUAACCCAUUUCACCUAUAACUCUAUAUAUGGAUACUUCUGUAAAAAGGGGGAUGUUGUAGGAGCUACUACUAUAGUAAAAGAGAUGUGUCUAAGACAGCAUGAACCGUGGAUAAAGAAUUCUACCACUCUUGUCAAACAGCUAUGCACUCGUGGAAGAGCAGUGGAAGCGUGUAAUUUUCUUGCUAAUAUGGUUGAAGCAGGUCUUGUUCCGCAUUUGAUUCCGUAUUCUGCUGCUAUCGAUGGGCUUUUCAAACUUCAAGAAGUUGACCGGGCUCUGGAGCUGUUUCGUGAUAUAUAUUCCCGCGGUUACAGACCUGAUGUUGUUGCUUAUAACAUUUUGAUUGAUGGUCUUUGUAAAGCUAACAGAAUGUCUGAGGCGGAGAACAUGUUGAAAGAAAUGCAGGCACAGGGGCUUGUCCCUUCAACAGUAACCUAUAAUUCUAUCAUUGAUGGGUGGUGUAAGAAUGGUAAUGUAGAUCAAGCUAUUGUUUGGUAUUCAAAUAUGGAUGAGGUAAACAGGGAGCCUAAUGUCAUAACAUAUACAACGCUAAUAGAUGGGCUAUGUAAUGCUGAGCGACCCAAUGAUGCGCUUAUGCUGUGGAAUCAAAUGGAGGUUAAAGCUUGUCCACCCAACAAAAUUGCUUUCAUGGCCUUGAUCAGUGGUCUGUCCAAGAAUGGCUUGCCAGAUAGGGCACAAUCUUAUCUCCAAGAGAUGGAGAAAAGGGAAAUGAGUGCUGAUAUUUUUGUGCAUAUAGGUUUGCUGGAUUCUUUUCUGUUGAACAAGAACCCCGUCAUGGCUAUGGAUUUGUUGAAAAAGAUAGUUGAGAAGAACAUGUUUCCAAACCCUGUAGACAAGAAUUACGCUAUUGUAAGGAAUGCAGUUCUCAAGCUGCGUGUUGAACCGCUAACUGCAAGCUGUGUUAAUACACUUCUUGCAGAAGGUAGCAUUCCAGUUUCUUGAUUCGGUGUGAAGGGUGAAGUACGGUAAUGCCUAUAACCUAUUUGAAAGGGGAUGCAUGAACUUAAGCAAAAUAUUCCUCAAACCUGAAUUUAAGACCAUGCUGAUCAUUGUCACAUAUGUAAAUUGGUUGCAAAGGCAAGCUGUGUGCAUUAUCUGAUGCGAGGAAAACUGGGAGGUUUCAACCGGCUUUGAAGGGUGAAGUAUGGUAAUGCCUAUAACCUAUUUGAAAGGGGAUGCAUGAACUUAAGCCAAAUAUUCCUCAAACCUGAAUUUAAGACCAUGCUGAUCAUUGUCACAUAUGUAAAUUGGUUGCAAAGGCAAGCUGUGUGCAUUAUCUGAUGCGAGGAAAACUGAGAGGUUUCAACCGGCUCUUCCUACUGCUGUAGGGAUAAAGCAAAGUUACUUUUGCCAUAUGGCUAUCACCAACACAGACGCAGGAAAUGUUGAGAUGAAGAACAAUUAUAAAGGGUUUCCUAGAGCUAAGAGUUUCAUUGGCCGCAACCUCCUUAUCUCCUUAGAAAAGGCUUCCUCCUUGGUUCAAUCUAAAGUUCUGGAUUUUGGCCCUAGUUCGCAAUUUUAUUUGCCUACUACAGUUGCGUUGAUGGCUGCUUAAAGGAACUCACUGGUGUUCCUGAUGUUUUGGAGUGUUCGUUCGUAAAAUCAAAUGUGACUGAACUUCCCUUCUUUGCUUCUAAGUCUUAGAUGGAGCAUCGAAGUUGGCUUUGGAAGAAGAAAUCCCAGGCAGAGAAGGUUAUUUAUUGUUGUUGUUUUAUCUAAGUUUAAUUAUUCAAUAUAUUUACAUUUGGAGAAUUCAAUCAUUCAUGCUUUGAAACUAAAUGGUUUAACUUGAUUAAUACAAUAUACUUCAGUCUUUCGCAUAAUAUCUAGUAUAACUUCAUUUGUGAUGAGAUUGAAAUGAAGAGGAUAACUUUGAUCAAGAUUGCAACGGAAGACAACCUGGCGGAUAUGAUGACUUAAACCAUUACCUUGUGCCAAGUUUAGUCUAUGUGUAGACUUGGUUAGACUUGCUCCAUUUAACAUGUGAUGUGUUAGUGAUGGGGUUAAGGUGUAGUCUAUAGGAGAUGCAUGUGAUUUGCAUAUAGAAGGAGGAUGUGAUUUCCUCACCAAGAAUCGUGUAUGUGAUUUACACGUUACUCUAGCUCACUCUAGCUCACGAUGAUGUUUGGAUUGUUUAUGUGUUUUUGAUGAUAAUUGGCAUGCUUGGGGUGCUUGGCUUGCGGACUUAAGUCAAGGUGGAGAUUAUGAUGUUUUAAGGGUGAUUAAGGAUGUGACUUAAUCUUUACUCCAUGGUAAAAGUAUUGUGGUAAAAAGAGUUAAAAGUAAGAUAAGGUAAUUUGGCUUUCAAAUGAUCAAAAGGGAUUUGGAGACAGAAGAGAAAACCGAGUCGACUUUUCCCCUGGCCAUUGGAAAGCCGACUCGACUUUAGGCGCUGGAACAUUUUGUUCUCUUUUUCUAUUUCUUGUUUUUCCUUAGGAUUGCAUGUAAGUGUUUUAGACCCUAUGUGUUAUAAAUAGGGCUAAACACAUAGAAUCUUGAAGAUUUGAUGACUAUCCAUCAUUUCAUUACUAAGGAUUCAUUGAUCUUAGUUUUGAUUGGAUUAGCUUCUUGUGGGUUCCUUAUUGUUUAGAUUAGGGUUUUCAAUUGGGGGUUUAUAAAUUUUCCUUUUUUUGUUUUUUUCCAUGUUUAUUGAACUAGGUUUCUAUCAAAUUGGCUUAAUUUA
Molecule: messenger RNA, 4871 nt
Organism: Amaranthus tricolor (Joseph's coat)
Lineage: Eukaryota; Viridiplantae; Streptophyta; Magnoliopsida; Caryophyllales; Amaranthaceae
Product: putative pentatricopeptide repeat-containing protein At5g08310, mitochondrial
Exons: 7
Coding region: 566-3130 (854 amino acids)
Molecular function (GO): protein binding
Source: RefSeq, a predicted model, not a curated record